AUGGCCACGCCCAAAUCCCCCUCCCCGCACGCCGACGACGACGACGCGCUCAUCAACGGGAUCCUCAACGGCGACGCGCUCGCCGGUGACGUCCCCGGCGACUUCAGUUUCGGCGACACCGUCGGCAAGGUAGCCGACGCCGUCGACUACGAGGACAUCAGCGAUGACGACCUCCUCCCCGAGGAAGAAGAGCCCGCCAACAACUCUGCCCACACCACGGCCGCCAAUGACACCCAGCUGACCGAGGAGGAUGCAGAGGGUGAUGAGCUCUUUGACCUGAUGAAUGAGGGCGAAGCUCCGCCGGCAGCUCUCGGCGAUGAGCUUGAUGAUCUGUUUGGUGAUAUGGACGCACUUGAGGACUCUGGCGGGGGCGGCGGGGGGGAGCUCGACAUGGACAUGAGCCUAGACUUCGGCAGUGUCGAUGUUGCGGACGGUGGCAGCGGCAGCGGCGGCGGUGGUGCUGGCACCUCCGGGCAGCUAUACGAUGACGAGGCAGCGAAAGCGGGGGCUGCGCUCUUCAAGGAUAUCGACUUUGGGAUGAGCCCCGGGGAGAUGAUGGAGUCAACACGAACCGAACAGGAGCUCGUGAAGCAGUACUUCCCCGACUUUGAGCCCCACAAGAUCCUCAGCUUCAACUCCCUCUUCAAGAGCAAGCCCGCAACCCUCAGCACCGUCCUCCCAAAGGCGCCCAAGGUCUGCGUCCCCACAAAGAUCAACCUCGAGAUGGCGCCCGACGACUCCGUGAUGUUCUCCAAGGGCGCGGCGGGCAUCAAGGGGUAUGUCGAGCGAGAUGACGACGAGCGACGGGCAAGGAUCGUUGUCAUACCACCGCAGAUCGAGGAGAUGGAGACAGAUGAUGAAGAGGAGGAGGAGGAGGAGAAGCCGGACCCAGAAGAGGCAAAGAAGGAUGCGUCGUUUGAGCGCGACCUGGUCCUGGCCUGCGACGAUUGGGACAGCAAGAUUGAGGCGAUUCUGGCAACGCCGCCGCCAUCGCCGCCGGCGAUGCCGAAGCGGGAUUUGGACGACGAGGAUGCGGAAAUUGAUGUGGUCGAGAUCCGGAAUGAGAAGAACCGGCCGGAGAAGCGGGUUAAGAUUGACCAGUUCCUGGACCAAUUACCGGACUCGUGGCUGGACGAGGAUGCAAUUUUUAAUGGGAACCUCACGUCCAUCUCGGCAAAGGUUACAUUGGACCUGAAUGAUCCAUAUCUUCUGGUGGACAUCCGUCAGCCCAAUGAAAUUCGGCGAACACGGAAGAUUGGUGGUGAGUUCAAGAGAAGGGUCAACAAGGACCUUACUCAGAGAUACAAUAUCAGCAACGACGAGGCCUACGAUCUACUGAAAGAGAACCACCAGAACAAGGUCAGAAGCACUAUCGGGCAGCUCAAUAUCGAGCACAGCAUGCCCGCAUUGAGAUUACAAUCACCAUAUUACAAAACCAAGCUCUCCAUCAAAGAAGCUCGCUCCUUCCACCGUCCAAGCCUCCAUUUCCAUGUCAAUCAGGAAAUGCGCUUCUCCAAGAUCAAGAGCCGCAAAAAAAAAACCUGGCGCGGCAAAGACAUUCAAACGGUUCUUGCCACAACCAAAGACAUCUCGCUCAUGGACAAUUGCAACUUCAUUCUCCUCGAGUACUCGGAGGAAUACCCCACCGUCAUGUCAAACUUUGGAAUGGGCAGCCGUCUCAUCAACUACUACCGCCGGAAGGGUCCCGACGACGAGUCACGACCAAAAUAUGAUAUUGGUGAGACCCAGGUACUAAUGAGCCAAGACAGGUCUCCGUUCUGGAAUUUUGGAACCGUAGACCCGGGAGAGACGGUUCCGACGCUGUACAACCGCAUGAGUCGUGCCCCGAUCUUUAAGCAGACACCAAAGAGCACUGACUUCCUUGUCAUUCGGAACACGCACGAUAAUCAGAGCCACUACUUCCUCCGUCCACACUCCCGUAAAGUCACAACAGCUGCCAAGAACAGGCUAAAGAUGGUUUGCUACCGUGUUGUGAAGCGGAAAGAAGGUAAAGCCAUUGCAGUCAAGGAUAUAUCUGCACAUUUCCCGGAAAACAAUGAUCUACAAAACAGACAGAAGAUCAAGGAAUUCAUGGGAUACCAAAAGAGCAGCGGUCUCUGGGAAAUGAAACCUGGCGAAAUCGUCCCUGACGAGCCCGCUAUCCGCUCCAUGGUCAAGCCUGAGGACCUCUGUCUCCUCGAGGCUAUGCAAGUCGGCGUCCGUAACCUCGCUGACGCUGGUUAUGCAAAAACUGUCGAGGAUGAAGAAGAUGAUGAUAAAGACGGUAUGAGUCUCGAGACCCAGCUCACCCCCUGGGUCUCUACAAAGAACUUCAUCAACGCUACACAAGGUAAAGCAAUGUUGCAGCUCCACGGUGAAGGCGACCCCAGUGGCCGUGGUGAGGCAUUCUCAUUUGUCAGGACCAGCAUGAAGGGAGGUUUCAAGGCUGUCGGCGAGAGUGUCGAGGAGAAGAUGGACAAAGCCCGCCUCAAGGAGCUCGGCGGGCACUCCUACAAUGUUGCCCGUCAGCAGCGUCAGUAUGAGGAAGCAAUUGACCAGAUCUGGCGCUCACAGCACAGGAGUUUAUCGUCUACUGAGCCUCCAGACCUUGAAAUCGAGGAUGCCCAGCGUGACGAGCACGUCGACGACCUCUUCGAAGAAGGAAUGACGCCCCGCAGCCAGGUUGUCACCCCCGGCGGCCCAAGCCCAUGGCUAAACCCCGACGACGAGACAAUGAGUCAGUUCUCCCGCUUCAGUGCCACCAACCAGCGCAAUAAGGUGCUCAAGAUUGUCCGCCGCGUCCGUAACGACAAAGGCGAGCUUGAGAACAAAGUCGAGCUAGUCACCGAUCCCAAAGUGAUCCGACAGUAUCUCCAGCGGCGGCGGGAUCUUGAGGCUGAGAAGACCCAAGUCGAGAAUAUCGUCCCUACCGGCAAUGACGAGGAGGACCAGAGGAAUAAAAAGAGGCUGCUGAUCGAGCUUCAGAGAUUGCAAAGGAAUAAGGAAAGGAGAGAGGCGAGGGAAAGGCAGGGCAAGAAGGGGAGCUUUAGUACUGGUGAUGUCAUGUCGCCGGAGGCCACAACACCUGGCUCCCCGAUGACUAUGAUGCCGGUUCCGGGAAAGACUGCUACCACGAGGAAGUGUGCGAAUUGUGGGCAGGCGGGGCAUAUUCGUACAAACAAAAAACUAUGCCCCAAGCUGAAUGGGACCUGGGCGGAGCUGGGGAUGAGCCCGCCUGCACCCGCAGGCACGCCUACAGGAUCUUAA
Messenger RNA from Morchella sextelata, 3267 nucleotides. RefSeq lists its product as uncharacterized. Bases 1 to 3267 code for a protein of 1088 amino acids. Gene Ontology annotation, cellular component: transcription factor TFIID complex. NCBI's taxonomy places the organism in Eukaryota, Fungi, Ascomycota, Pezizomycetes, Pezizales, Morchellaceae. The transcript is spliced from 6 exons. The record is from RefSeq and is a predicted model, not a curated record. Gene Ontology annotation, molecular function: TBP-class protein binding; RNA polymerase II general transcription initiation factor activity; histone acetyltransferase activity. Gene Ontology annotation, biological process: RNA polymerase II preinitiation complex assembly; transcription by RNA polymerase II.